Molecule: messenger RNA, 1077 nt
Organism: Pestalotiopsis fici W106-1
Lineage: Eukaryota; Fungi; Ascomycota; Sordariomycetes; Amphisphaeriales; Sporocadaceae
Exons: 1
Coding region: 1-1077 (358 amino acids)
Source: RefSeq, a predicted model, not a curated record
AUGUCAACGGACGCGUUAAUAGACGAGGAUUAUGCCUCGGAAGAUGACUCGGACUUUGCCCUCGACGAUGCGGCGGCUCGCGACGCAUCAGAUGCCUCGGACUCGGACAAUGACAAUGACGAUGAUGGCGAAGCGGCGCCAGCCCAGACAAACGCCAAGCGGAAACGCGCCGCGGGCGAUGGUGCAGAGGAUGAGGGCUAUGACAACUCGGGCGAUGAGGCCAUAAUAUCCAAGGGCAAGAAGCGACAAAGGAAAAAGGACAAGAGCAAAGACGGCGCUGCGGCGGCCCCCACAGCAGCAGCAGAUGAAGACGAUGAGGGCGGCGAGGGAGGUCUCAUCAAGACCAGGAGCAUGCGCGCCAAUGAAAAGGCGGAGCGCAAGAUUGCCGCCGCCUCGGGGCCCGUCACCAUUGACGUCGACGACGUGUGGGCCAAGAUGAUGGCCGGGCCCAUUGUGCCGCCCAAGACGACCAGAGAGAAUGAAAAGACGUCAUCGCAGACGCCGGCGCAGCAGGAUGGCGAGAGUGGGACCAAUGCCGCGGCACCGGACGGCGCCUCCUCCUCUGCUCAAGAGCCCUCGGAUAUGAUCAAGAUUAAGCGCACGUACAACUUUGCCGGAAAGGUGCAUACUGAAGAAAAGCUCGUGCCGCGGGACUCGGCCGAGGCCAAGGUCUAUCUUGCGACGCUGGGCGAAGGGGCAGAAGCAGAAGCAGCCGCCCUCGCCGCCGACGAGGCCGACGAUCCCAUCAAGCGGAAACCGCGCCGAGCUUUUCGAUCCGCAUUUGAGCCCAUUGCCGCCGACGGGGCUCUAGCCCAGCAGCGAUCGGACCUGAAUCUCGGCAUGGCGGCCCGGCUGCAGAUGCGCGAACAGCAGGCCCAAAAGGCCAAGAAGCUCAACGUCGUGGAAAAGAGCCGCAUGGACUGGGCCGGCUUUGUCGACAAGGAGGGCAUCAAGGACGAGCUCGAGCUGGCGGGCAAGUCAAAGCAGUCGUACGCCUCGAGGCAGGACUUUUUGGCCCGCGUCGAAGCAAAUCGGGACGAAGACGCGCGCAGGGUCCGCAUGGCUGGCCGGGCGUGA